AUGGCUUUCUCAAAGUCUAUCAUCCUUGCCGCUCUCCUGGCCUACGCCGAGGCCCGAUUCGGUCAAGAGCAGGAGCCUGUUGCUGCUGUCCAGGCACUUGGUGAUGCUGGAUUCGGUGACCCUGGUGUCGCUGCCACUAUUGCUGGCAGCAUCCCUGGCGCUCUGCUCGCAGCUGCUAGCCCUUGUGACAAGCUCACUAUCGCCGAUCAGAUGAUCACCGAGUUGGGAACUGAUCAGCAAGUUCUCGACGCAGCUAUUGGUCUUGUUGCAGCUGAGACCAACUUCAACCCUUCAGCUGUUGACAGACCUUUCGUCUGCGCUGACCCCAGCCUACCAGCCACUGCUGCCCUUCGCGGCAUUGUCCCUCUCGUUGACCCUGCUGUUGACGGUGCAGCCACUGAGAAUGCCAACUCGGCAACCUCAGUCACAACUCCUUUCGAUGCUGCUGGCCUAUCACAGGCUGAGGUGAUGAUCGCUCAGGGAUUCAGCACCUUCACAGCCGUUGGUGCUAACGGAGACCAAGUCCAGCUUGGCGGCCAAGACGGCGCUGCCGCUGGUGGUGCCGGUCAAGACGAUGGCCAAGAUGACGGCACCGGUGCUGGUGCUGGUGCUGGUGCUGGUAAUGGAGGAGCUGCCAACAAUGGCACUGCUCCCGCUGAUGGCCAGCAGGGCAAUAAUGGCUCGGAUAACGCCCAGGAUGGAAACAACGCAAAUGACGAUGAGGAUUGCGAAGAGGAUGGUAACAACAACAACAACAACAACAACAACAACAACAACAACGGCAAUAACAACAACAAUGGCAACAAUGGCAAUGCUAACAACGGUAAUAAUGGAAACAACAACAACGGUAACGGCAACGGCAACGGUAACGGUAAUAACGGAAAUGGAAACCAGAACAACCAGGGCGGAAACAAUGGCAACAACGACAAUGCUCAGGAUGGUCAGGAUGAUGCUGCAGAUGACAACAAUGCUGGAAAUGGUGCCGGUAACGGUGGAAACGCUGGCGGUAAUGCUGGCGGUAAUGCUGGCGCUCUCGACUUCGGUGUCUGCCAGCCUACAAUGGCUCGCGUUGGUGGCCUCAAUGGUCGCCCAGCUGACGAGUUCACCUUCAUUCCCCAGGAUCCUCUCAUCGCUGAAGGCCAGCAGGAGGCUCUCAACCCCAACAUCAUUACCAACCGUAUCUGUGAUCAGCUCACCAACGUGUGUGACGCUAGUGCCGAUGCUGUGGCUGCUUGUGAGGAUGCUCAGGCUCAGAUUGAGGCUUUGGGAACACGGGAUCAAAGCACCGCUGACACAUGGAACGCCCUGCUUGGCUUCGACGGUGUUGAUUCUACUCAGCAGCAGGUUUGA
Molecule: messenger RNA, 1350 nt
Organism: Fusarium oxysporum Fo47
Lineage: Eukaryota; Fungi; Ascomycota; Sordariomycetes; Hypocreales; Nectriaceae
Exons: 2
Coding region: 1-1350 (449 amino acids)
Source: RefSeq, a predicted model, not a curated record